Penicillium longicatenatum is the source of this 1626-nucleotide messenger RNA. RefSeq lists its product as uncharacterized. Gene Ontology annotation, molecular function: transmembrane transporter activity. Gene Ontology annotation, biological process: transmembrane transport; amino acid transport. Gene Ontology annotation, cellular component: membrane. Bases 1 to 1626 code for a protein of 541 amino acids. The transcript is spliced from 4 exons. The record is from RefSeq and is a predicted model, not a curated record. Lineage: Eukaryota; Fungi; Ascomycota; Eurotiomycetes; Eurotiales; Aspergillaceae.
AUGGCGACCAAGAUAGAUUCCCAUUCACAGUCGGCUUCUGCGCCAAGUCAUCCUUCAUUCGAUGAAAAAGACGCCAAAUAUGGUGCCGACCUUGAACAAUCCGACUCGGUCCCGGCAAAUGGCCUCCUGGAAGCCCUUGGCUAUGAGCCCGAGCUCACAAGGAACAGAUCAACACUUCAAGUGGCUUUCAUGUCCUUCGUUCUCGCAUCCAUUCCUUACGGAUUGUCAACGACAUUCAUUUACCCACUCUACGGCGGGGGUCCCGUGAAUAUUAUCUGGGGAUGGCUGAUGGUAUCAGCGAUUAUCCUUUGCGUCGGAGCCUCCCUGGGUGAGAUCACUUCAGUCUACCCAACUGCCGGAGGCGUCUAUUACCAAACAUUUAUGCUCUCUUCACCCGCGUAUCGAAGAAUCUUUGCCUGGAUUUGCGGUUGGUCCUACGUGGUAGGCAAUAUCAUGAUCACGCUCGCUGUGAACUUUGGGUCAGCCCAAUUUAUAGUCGCCUGUGUCAAUGUGUUUGAAACAUCCUCGGGAGCUGGAGUCCUUGCAGGAGAAACGUAUCAGAUAUUUCUCAUCUUCUUGGCCAUCACCCUUUUGUGUAACGCUGUCUCGGCAUUUGGUAAUAAAUGGCUACCCCAUCUUGAUACAUUUGCCAUUUUCUGGACACUAGCUGGUGUCUUGGCGACUGUUAUCUGCGUCUUGGUCAUUGCUAAGAAUGGCAGACAUGAUGCUGCGUACGUGUUUACGAACUUUGAGCCUCAGUCAGGAUGGCCGGUUGGCUGGUCGUUCUGUGUUGGACUUUUACAAGCAGCUUAUACGACUUCAUCGACUGGGAUGGUCAUAUCAAUGUGCGAAGAAGUCCAAGAACCAUCCCGCCAGGUCCCAAAAGCUAUUGUCGGCACGAUCAUUCUGAACACACUCGCAGGUCUUCUUUUCCUGAUUCCCUUGGUCUUCGUGCUUCCCAAUACAGAAGAGCUUCUUGCACUUCAGUCUGGCCAACCUAUUCCCAGCAUAAUCAAAUCAGCCAUUGGUAACUCGGCUGGUGCAUUUCUUCUACUGCUUCCACUUGCCGUCCUCGCAUUACUAUGCGGUAUUGGAUGCACCACAGCUGUAUCGCGAUCUGUGUGGGCAUUUGCAAGAGAUGGGGGUGUUCCUUAUUCCCGCAAAUGGAAGGAGGUGAAUAAGACCCUGGGUGUUCCUUUCAAUGCUAUGAUGCUGGGUAUGGUAAUAGAGAUCGCCCUUGGACUUAUCUACUUUGGAUCAACCACUGCAUUCAAUGCUUUCUCUGGAGUCGGUGUCAUUACUCUUACCGUGAGUUAUGCUUGUCCAAUUGCUGUCUCCUUUGCUGGAGGGCGGAAGCAGAUCAGAAACGGAAAUUUUGACUUGGGGAAACUCGGGGUGUUUUGUAAUGUUGUGGCUUUAGCCUGGAGCAUCCUGGUUGUGCCUCUCUUCUGUAUGCCCUCAUAUAUUCCUGUCACUGCAGAAACCGUCAACUAUGCCCCAGUUGUCUUUGUCGCCUUCAUCAUUAUGGCUACCGCUUGGUAUUGGGCAUGGGGACGGAAGAAGUAUGUUGGGCCACCGAGCAUUGAUGAUGCGGUAGUUGAUCUUCGUAUUGAUGGGUCGCCAUAG